AUGGCUACCGCUUUAAAACCCCACACCCAAAUCGACGUCAAGCCACAAAAGUCUCCGUUUUUCUUCGAUACCGUCGAGAAUUUCGAGCAAGAACCUCAGAGGUUGUCCUUCUUUAAAUCCCGUUCCCGGCGGAUCGCCCGCGAUACUUGGGUCGUUUCCCUUUUCGUACUCCUCCAGAUCGUCGUCUUUGCAGCCACUAUGGUGAUCAACGACUGCUGGACCAACUCCCAUGGCGAUUGCUCCGUCAAAUUGCUCGGCAGGUUAUCGUUUCAGCCUCUCUCCGAAAACCCCCUGCUCGGUCCGGCCGCUUCUACGUUAGAUGAAAUGGGAGCUCUUCGGCAGAAAUUUUUGGUCAAGAAUCAGCUCAGCUAUCGUCUUUUCACGAGUCCAUGGUUGCAUGCUGGAGCCCUUCACCUUCUAAUCAACCUCAGUAGUAUAAUUCUCGUUGGAAUUUACAUGGAGCAAGAAUUUGGGCCGAUGAGGAUUGGGAUGAUUUAUGUACUCUCUGCUUUUACGGGUAGCUUGUUUGCUGCACUCUUUGUUCAAAAUAGUCCUGCAGUUUGUUCAUCUGGUGGUUUAUUUGGAUUAAUCGGAGCUAUGCUUUCUGGGCUUCUUCGGAACUGGGAACUUUACAGCAAUAAGCUUGCGACUCUGGUGUUAAUUUUCUUGAUCUCCCUCUUUAAUUUGCUCCUGGGUUUGUUGCCAUACGUAGACAUCUUCUCAAACAUUGGAGGUUUCAUGUCAGGAUUUCUUCUGGGAUUUGUUCUGCUAUUCACUCCUCAGCUAACGCAAGUGUCUGAACAUAAAGCAGGUUUCUUUGAAUACAACAUAAAAAGCUCCAUCAAGUUGAAGGAGAGGCUGGAUAGACCUGUCCUGAGGAUUGUCUCUCUUUUUCUGUUUGGUAUUCUAGUUGCGGGAUGCAUCGUUGGCGUACUUGAAGGUAUCAACAUUAACCAGUACUGCAAUUGGUGUGAGUAUAUCAACUGUGUUCCUUCCAAGAGGUGGAGCUGCAAUGACAUAACAAGUUCUUGUGAGACAAUGGUGAGCAGUAGGCAGUUGACACUUACCUGCAUGGAUAAUGGCAAGUUCAAUAUUUUUCCUUUUACCAACAUUUCCCAAGCGAGGAUAGAGGAUUUGUGCACUCUGAUAUGUUCAUAA
Messenger RNA from Carica papaya (papaya), 1158 nucleotides. RefSeq names its product Rhomboid-related intramembrane serine protease family protein (gene KOM). Lineage: Eukaryota; Viridiplantae; Streptophyta; Magnoliopsida; Brassicales; Caricaceae. Gene Ontology annotation, molecular function: serine-type endopeptidase activity. The record is from RefSeq and is a predicted model, not a curated record. Gene Ontology annotation, biological process: proteolysis. Gene Ontology annotation, cellular component: membrane.